Exophiala dermatitidis NIH/UT8656 is the source of this 5508-nucleotide messenger RNA. RefSeq names its product F-box and WD-40 domain-containing protein 1/11. The transcript has a single exon. The record is from RefSeq and is a predicted model, not a curated record. Gene Ontology annotation, molecular function: protein binding. NCBI's taxonomy places the organism in Eukaryota, Fungi, Ascomycota, Eurotiomycetes, Chaetothyriales, Herpotrichiellaceae. The coding region runs from base 567 to 3506 and encodes 979 amino acids.
CCAAGCCACAUCAACAUCAUCACCACCAUCAUCACGUAUUCAAAUCAAUAAUAAUAACAAACAGCAAUGCAGUGCCCACCCCCUUACGCCGGCAUUCAGUACCUCCCUACGUAAACCCAAACGCCAUCCACGAAUGGCGGGAAUGCGUCUACCAACAAUAUGCCUGGCCUUGCAACCUGGACCUUGAUUCCAAACAACAUGCCAUGCACUGGCAGUGCCCAGGCAUCCAUCCUUCGAUCAGCCAGUGUGAUUGUGGCACAAAAUUAGCGAGGAUCCCCAGAUCGCAGCCGGCUACUAUAAUAACUGGUACAUAUCUUGGUGGAUCGACUCCCCCCGGCAGCGCUACUCUCUACCGCUCCACGCUCAGAUGUUCGGCCUGCGCACGAUCACGACACAGGAGUUGACGAGACUGUACAUACCUGUAAUAUAGAUAUUGAUCUGCCCUCGAGUUGCCGACCGCCUUGAGACCUCCCGGGCUCCCUCACUCUCGAAAGUCCCACGCGACGUUGGACACACCUACCUUCACAGGAUACCUCCGAAGCCUUGCAGCCUGCCCAACGUGCCUCAUGGGUUCCUUGAAUCAACAUCACCUUGAUUCCAUCCGACCGCCCUACCCUCGCUCGUCCUCCUCCUCUCACACGCCCUUCCGGCUGGACGAGGGCUUCUCAGAAGAAACUGCCAGCCAAGAUGAGAAUGGACGAAAUAUGUUCGCCGCCACCGCUGCCCAGUUCUCCGAUUGGGUCAUGGCCCAGAACGAAGCUGCGCGGGCUGAAAUUGCAUACGAAGUCUUGCGGACACUUCGAACCUCACAGAUUGCCGCAGUGGUAGAGCGCCUGACACCGCUUCUGCAUAUGGAUCCGCUGGAGAAACUGCCGCCUGAGAUCACCUGCGAGAUCUUCUCUUACCUGGACGCUCAAACCUUGCUGACAGCCUCGCUGGCAUCGCACACAUGGCGUGCACGCAUCAUGGACCCCAUGCUGUGGCAAGACCUAUACAGAAGCCAAGGUUGGGGUCUCAACGCAGCUGAAAUUAAGCAGUUUGAAACUAGUCAUUCGGCUGCUCUCCGCCCCAACUCAAGGAAGGCACGAGGGCAAUUCUCCGGGCAACCCCAGUUGAAGAAGCGCGCCACAUCAGACUGGCUCGAUGCAAAAGGUCGCAGAAUCUCAGCGGAUGUUUCUCAUUGGCGGGAACAGCACGGUGUCGUCGAGGCAGAUACAGACAUGCGGUCCGACUCCGAUGACCAGGAGAUGCAGGACGCACCGGGUUCUAGUUCCCAGAGCCCGUUCCAGCGCCCGAACAAACGCCAUAGUCAAGACUCGGGAGAUGAAAUGUAUUACAGCUCUCCCAUCAGAGCCGAAGACCGAGACAAGCGCAGAGAACAGCAGCCAUACUCGCACGAACCUCCUUUCAGGUCAAAAUUGACCGUACAAGACCCUCACGGCGCGGACCGUCUUAACUGGAUGCACUUAUACAAGCAGCGCCAGAAACUUGAGCAGAAUUGGUUGAAGGGUCGGUAUAUCCCGUUCCAACUUCCCCAUCCUUCUCAUCCAAAUGAAGCUCACACGGAAUGCGUAUAUACGAUUCAAUUCUACGGAAAGUGGCUUGUGAGCGGCAGCCGCGAUAAAACACUACGCAUCUGGGAUCUGGAGACGCGGCGCCUACGAGGGAGGCCACUGGUGGGUCACUCGCAGUCUGUACUAUGCUUACAAUUUGAUCCCACGGAAAACGAGGAUAUCAUCAUUUCUGGAAGCAGCGACGCCAGCGUAAUUGUCUGGCAGUUCUCCACUGGGAAAAAAAUUCAUGAGAUCUCAUCCGCGCACGACGAGUCGGUGUUGAAUCUGAGAUUCGACAAACGCUACCUGGUGACUUGCUCCAAAGACCGCCGGAUCAAGAUAUGGAAUCGUCAUGCCUUGGUUGCAACCGACCCAGAUUAUCCGAAGAUCAGCCGGGAUAGCACAGCUAGGGUCCCAUCUUACAUCGUCAACACCAGCAAUAUGGAACCCUCUUUGUUGGAAGCACGCGUCGCCGAUGGCGCCAUUCGAGCUCUGAAGCCGUAUAUGCUUCUACUGACAUUGGUGGGCCAUGGUGCCGCCGUCAACGCUAUUCAGAUCAAUGGCGAUCUUAUAGUUUCUGCCUCUGGGGACAGACUGAUCAAAAUUUGGAGCUCUCGAAACGGCAAACUCCUGAGAACACUACAAGGACACCAGAAAGGCAUCGCCUGUGUACAAUUUGAUAGCAAGCGGAUCGUCAGUGGCAGCAGUGACAACACUGUGAGAAUUUAUGAUCCGUAUACCGGUGCGGAGGUUGCCGAGUUAAAAGGACAUACAAAUCUUGUCCGGACCGUUCAGGCGGGAUUCGGUGAUCUUCCCGGAGCCGACGGUGAGUACAACGUCAGAGCCAGAAGGGCGGAGAGAAAGUACCUUGAGGACCUCUCCAAUGGCUUGAUUGUUGAAGGCAGGAAUUACAGUCGCGAGCUUCGGAGAGGCGCCCAUGGAACUUCACGGCUUGCCCUAGGCGCGAAACUUCCCCCAGGCGGAGGUGGCAGCAAAUGGGGGCGAAUCGUGUCAGGUUCUUAUGAUGAGUCUAUCAUCAUUUGGCGAAAGAAUUCUGGCGGCGACUGGGUUAUUGGGCAAGUUCUGCGUCAGAAUCCUGCCACUCGAGAAGCUCCUGCAGAGAGCAGACGGCGAGGAAGUCAACCUGCAGCGGCAACGGCGGCGAAUGCUGUUGCAUCCGUCUCACAACAUGUCCGAAAUCAGUCGGCCGCUAAUGUGACGCAUGGGCAGCAAGCUGCUUCUUCAUCCUCCAAUCAAGGCCCUGCGGGAGCCGCUCAUCCAGCUGUCAUGUCGGCCUCGCAGAUUGUGCAACAAACCGUUGGAACUUCAAUAGCCAGUUUGGGGGCUGGCAUCUCAAAUGUCAUGGGCAUUAGUCGAGUUUUAAAUGCCCCCUUGCCUGAACAGAGUAACUCCAGCCGCGCAACAACCACGCAAAGUUUCAAUUCGAGUCUGACCAUCAGUGGCAGCUCACCACAGGCUCUCAGUCAAGCUGCGAUGGCUCACACCCAGGCUGCUGUCAAUCAAGCAGUCCAGCAAGCCUUAGCCCAAGCAGGACAAGGUCGACCGUCAAGUCACAACCAUCCUCUUGCUCAGGGUUCAAGCCAGCAUCAUCACCAAGAGCCACACCACCAGACCACCGCCACUUUUCCCGCAAAUGCCCUAAAUCACCAGGCCAAUUCUCAUAAUCUCCCUAAUCAACCUCACCAAAACGCCCUUCCUCAACAUCAUCCUCCGCAUGCGACACCCGGACACCAGCAGCAGCAACCCACGCACGCCGCCCAAGGCCAAGGCCACCAUCAGCAGCAGCAUAGCUCGGGGUCUCGUGUGUUCAAGCUACAAUUCGACGCAAGACGGAUCGUCUCGUGUUCGCAGGACAGUCGCAUCGUGGGAUGGGAUUUCGCCAACGGAGAUCCAGAGAUCAUGGAGGCAUGUCGCUUCUUUGCAGGACCCUAGAAUCAAUCAUUACAUACUUUCCUAGACACCUACACGGCUUCUUACUGCCAUUGCGAGGAUACAUUCUGAUUCUGAAACCUAAAUAUCUCCCAAUUCCUCAUCGUAGCUAGCAUACGUUUCGCUUCAUCUCACCAAGCAAAUGCCUCCUCGAUAAGAUCCACAUCGAAUCCUUUGCCAGUAGCCUUCACAACCGCUUUGCGCACAUCAUCGGCCAUUCCACCCGGCGCACAAACCAAAACGGCCGUACAGUGACCGACAUCUAGACUGGAAUUGAGGACAUCGGAAACCGGCAUACGGCUGCCGCGUACUAAUGUCUUGUCGAAUGUGCGUGGCAGUGGAAUGGUAGAAACAUCCUUGAGACUAUUACUGCCCGAACCAGCGGGAGAUGUCGAACGUGGAUCAUCUAUCGACUUGGUGACUUGGUCUUUCUCGUUCGUGUUAUCAACCCGUUCAGAACCAGACGGAAUGUUCUCCUGGUAUUGUUUCUGUUGCUGUUGGGAGGGCAAAGACCGCGUUUCCACGCCAGUGUACCAUACAUUGUAUUCGACUCGCUUGGCUGUAUCAGAAGUUGAAUCACGGUCUUCAGCAUCUGCCGCGUAUUCAGCUAGGAUGCUGUCCACAUGGCCAAUAAGCCCGGCCUCUCUUGCCGACCAUGCCAGAAUGAAUCGUGUCGUUUUGUGCAUGAGCUCUGUUUUUGCACUGCUCUUUCGAGACGCAAGAUAGUUCUUGACAAAUCCCAACGCGAAAGUCACGCCAAUGCCUCCCGCGAUGCAAAGCACAGUGUCAGCAGUAAUGAGCGGGUACAGGGUCUGCAUGUGUCCGGCAUAUGGACCUUCGGUUAGAAUCACAGGGCCGGAAGUGUGACUGGACCGGUGCUGUGGAACCGGGUCAUCAAGAUGAAGAAGGGACUUUGUAGUCCCCUGUCGCACGCGCAGCAGGAAGCGUAGAUAGAAUGUGCCGGUGUCGUACUUGUCCUGCUUUUCAAGAGAGUCCCUCGCCCUCUUCCAGUCGGUGAUGGUAUGGUCGGCAGGAGUAGCCGUGGUGAUGGCCUGCGUAGUUUUGCCAUGAUGGACAUCCUUUUCAGCCACAUCGAUCUCAGAUGAGACCCGUUCACUGUGGUGUGGCUCUUCCACGCUCCCACCGGCGCCGUUCAAGAAACCCCAGUCGGCAAUCGUGAAUGGAUGGCUCUCCCAAAACUUGCCCGAUGCAGGGAAAUACAAGAACGUAUGCAUCCCCGGCCGUAUCGCUAGUUCCCAGUGUCGGCCAGGAAACAGCGUCAGCUGGACGAUGUCUGUGUUUGGAAGUCGAUGAAUUUGAACUGCACGCGGGAUACGUGGCGGUUGAGUUGAGUGCAAUUUGACCGAGCCAGAUCCGAAACCUUGUGACGAUGUCCAUGGCCAAUUAUUGAACAAGGCCACUCGUAUGAUCCUCAAAAGGCGAUCGAACCCCCAGAACGCGAAACAAAGGUACAGCCAUACCUCGUAACCCCAUUGCUUGUUGUACCGCAGGUCAACAUGAUACCACGAGCCCACGAGGGCGAGGAUGGCGAGGGCAAUGUGGGUGAUGAGAAAGAACUCGUACCAUCCUAGCCGGACAGGCAGGACCGCCAGUCCAAGCAUGAUCCCGAGCGCCACUGUUGCGAUAAUGCCCCACCAGUAAUAGGCCUUUGCGGCUUCGGCGUAGUACGAUCUCGCACUUCCAUUCGGAUCUUCCCAGAAAUAGACGACUGUGUAGACGAUAGAGUGGACGAUGGCUUGGACGGUAGCAAUACGCGAGGCCCAGCGGUGGAGAGUUAGAAAGGUGGUUUGCGACCAUCCCGUAAUCCAGAUCAAGAUGUUGUUCCGGCCUGCGAAGAGAGUGGCAAUUGCUAGAUUCGCAAAGCUGAGUACACCCGUCCGAUUGCCGACAUAGGCAGCUACCUGUCGCCGAGUCUCGGUCCACCAGGUGUUGGGUAGAGCGAGAGGGUAGUCCACACAGCAAAAGAUGACGUUGAGAACGACGU